Messenger RNA from Lytechinus pictus (painted urchin), 4084 nucleotides. RefSeq lists its product as uncharacterized. The transcript is spliced from 16 exons. Lineage: Eukaryota; Metazoa; Echinodermata; Echinoidea; Temnopleuroida; Toxopneustidae. The record is from RefSeq and is a predicted model, not a curated record. Bases 17 to 4084 code for a protein of 1355 amino acids.
UAUUCGCAAUAGCAACAUGGAGGGUCGAAUUCUUGUUUGGCCUGGUGUGACAAUCAUUAUGCUAUUGUACUGCAUUCAUGGAAUCAUGGGAGAUAUCAAGGAUGGGUUCGUCUACACAGAUGUCUUAAAAACCAUACCCAGAGGAAGCACUGCCGUCUUGAACUGCGAAUUCUACGGAGAACCUUUAGCAGUUUACUGGAAGAAAGGACACGACCCAGCGCAAGCAACGCCAUUGGUGACAUGGAUGGGUGAUAAGAUAUGGCCGGGUCUUUGUGCUGAAGAUAACUCAUGUGAGAUAGCGAAUAACUAUUCACUGAUCAUCAAAGAAGCCCAUAUAAAAGAUGAGGGCUGCUACAUAUGUCGAGUUUCAAACUACCGCGGGUUUCUAAUCCACAAUUUUACUGACUUGAGUGUAGUAGAGCCACCUAGAGAACCUUACCCGGCCAUUAAGGGGUGCAAUGACUCUUCGUUUGUUCAAGACUUCGGUUGUACCAUUACCACACAUACCACUGUAAACCUCAUCUGCUAUGCUUCUGGCUUUUACCCAAAACUGAACCUGUUCUUCUUGCACGGGACUGAGAAAAUUGCUUCAUCCGAGACGAAAGAAUGGAUCAAUAACGAUGAAACCAGAAACAAGUCGGUUUCAAUUAUUGCAGCUCCAAGUGAAAGGCCAUACGUGUGUGUUGCAUCAGAUCUACCUGGACACCACAAGGAAAGUGCGGUGACGGCAUUUGUCAGGCUUCCGGAAGAACAAACUUCGGCUCCCGAAGAAUCAACGUCCAUGACAACAAUGCCACCAAAGGGAACAAACCUCCUUAUGGUUAUUGUAAUACCUUUAGCAAGUUUAGGACUCGUGACAGUAAUUGGUGCCUCCAUAUUCAUGAUCUGGUUCCGAAGGCAUCGUCGAGGGUCUGGUAACGAUGACAUAGAGGAACGUUACCCUCUUAUGGAAACUAAGGAAAUUAAAGGGAAAUUGUCUUUUUACGAGCUCUGGAUGAUGGUGUCUAAAGUAACCAUGUCUGAUAUGGGAAAAUUGAACGAUACCUUUGAACAGCUAGGUAUCGGGAAAUUGAAAGAUGUGUUCACAGUCCCGGAGGCUUACAAGCAUUUGUGUCAGUGGAAAGCAGGCAAGGCACACGACGAUGAAUACGACCAAGCGCAGAAAUUGAGUACAGCUUUAGACAGAGCUAAAUACCCUGACGCAUGGAAAGAAAUUUAUGAUGUACGGACAAAUUCGACGAUCAUGGUUUCCGAAAGAAUGCUCGAGCAUAUUUUUUGGCACAUUGGAGAACCAGUGAAAAUCAAUACCUUUCUCUCGGAGAUCAUUCAUUAUCCCCAUCCAAAGGACCUUGAGGACACUGGAAAGAUAUCGGAGCUGAUACCAAAAUCAUUGGAAGAAUUGAAGAAGUGGGCCAGUACACGUUUUGAUGAAAACCCAGUUUCAAUACUGAGUUUAGCUCUCGAGAGAGCAGAAUGCACGCCAGUCGACAGAACUUUCUUUUGUGUACCUGAUCAACCCAUAUCAAAUGAGGAGUUACAAUACUUUACCUCGAAGCUGACUCGCAGACAUUGUCACAUUUUGGCAAGUGCUCUUGAACUGACCAAUGAGAAGAUCGCCACCAUCAGCGAUGAAAACAAUGAACACGUAUUUGAUACUCAGUCGAUGAUCGGCGAUUGGCUGAGGCAUGAGGAAACUGAACAAGAGAGGAGUGAAGAUGAUUUAACCAAAGAAAAGGAAAGUUUGGAAAAUAGCCAUCAUAUUAUCAGAAGAUGUGAACUAGAUCACGCAGCAAUUAGUAUCGGACGCUCUGAUCUAAAAGGUUAUUUGGUCGGAUAUAGCAGUUACUUAAUACCGGAGCGCGAGGAAGAAAUUAAACAGGCAUGUGAUACAGAACGUGCUGAAGAUGCCCUUCCUGCUGACAGUAUUAGUGAUGGUGAAAUACAAAGUAUCACAAAGUAUCUUGAUCAAAAAGAAAUGAUAACAUUAUUCGGUGAUCUUAAAGGACAAGACUGUUUCUCUGCAAUCAAAACUUGGAUGGAGAAGGAACGAGCUGAAGAUCGACAGGCAAACUGCAGAGAAAGGCUUCGAGUAAAGUUAAAACUAAUUGGAAAGGAAGCCCUCGUUCCAUUGGAAAACAAGGGAGAUUUAUAUCUCAUGGAGCUCGUCGAUAUAGCCUUUCGUCUCUUGAUGACAGAUGUGUAUCCACUGGCCAGGGCCCUCGGCAUAUCCGAAGACAAACUAAGAUCAUACAAACGACUUUAUUUGACUCCUAUCAUGUCCAGAGGAACAGUAGGAGUCUUGAUAAACAAAAAGACGGGCAGAAAACUGUGUAAUAUUCUAAAACCAGGCUUCCCAGAAAUUAGUCAUCUGCUGAAGUACGCAUAUGAAUUAUCAUACGCUGAUCUGUGUGACGUCAGCUUUGGAGAAGGUUCCAAAGAGGCGAACCGCAACGAAAUUCUUCAGAAUCUUGGAAUAAACAGAGAAGUAACAGACCUCAUGGACAUGCUGAGGUAUUGGAGGUCUUUGGUGAAAUGCCCAAUAUACAAUUGGAGGACAGCACUGGCUGAGGCAGUCUAUCCAGUUCUAGGGAAAGAAAAGGCGCUUGGAAUUAUUACAGGUAACUUUCAUCGCAGUGGAAAGCAGGCUGGAAACGUCAUGAAAUAUCUUGUAGAUACUAUCAUGUCUCGACAAGCCCUAAUCAUGGCCAACAUUUUAGGGGUUAGGAACAUCUAUUCGGACGACAAACUGACUUACGUGCAUGUCUUCAAGGUCUUUAUAGAAUCCGUGAAAAGCCAAAUCCAGAAUAAGGAGCAACGUCAACAAUUGUGCAAACGCCUCCAUGAUAAAGGAUUCGGGACCUUUUCAGCUGAACUGACCAAACUACUAGAAAAUGAACAUCUCGACUCUGAAAACAAGGUCAUUCUCGAGGAUAUGCAAGAGGCAACUAGGAAGGAUGUUGCAUCUAGGAUAUCUCGGAUCCUAGAAGUUCGUGUCGAACUCUUCGAAGGAAUAUCUUACCUGAAGCAAGUCCUUGACCAGUGGGUUUACACACUUAGAAGUCAACCAUUUAAUCUGCAGAAACGCAUUCUCCUCAGUGAUCGAAUUCUGAAAGAAGGUUUCGUUGAUUUCUCACUUGAAGUCAUGAUAGGUCUUGAAACAAGGAAUAACACAGAACCUUCGCGACCUUCACCUCCUGAUGGCAUUCAAGACUCUUCAAAAUCCGAAGAAUUAAUGCAACCUCAUAAGACGGAUAGGUCAAAGAGCGAUGCAUCUGUAAACAUGUAUAAUAUGAAAUUGUUGGAUCUCCUCAAUAAGCAUGCUCCUGUUGAAAGUAAGAUCAGCACAAUCAAGCCCAAAGCUCCAUGGCAUAGUGAAGAAAUCAAGGAAGCGAAGAGGUGCAGACGUCGUGCUGAGCGACUGAUGCUGAAAUCUGGACUUUGUAUUCAUAAACAGCUGUACAAGCAGGAAUGUGACUCUUACUACAGUAAACUCUUUGAGGCUAAGUCAAGCUACUUCAAAGGUGAGAUCGCAGGAUCAGAUUCAAAGCAGCUGUUCCAGAUCGUGAAGAAAUUUUCUUCACCUCUGCAGUCCACCACAUUUCCUUAUCAUGACUCUGAUGAGGACCUUGCCAACAGAUUUGGGGAGUUCUUCGAGAAUAUGGUCGCGUCUAUCAAUUCUUCAUUCAACGUCCCUUUUUCUGAUGAUCUAUUACUGCCUUCUCAGACUGGGAUUUCACAUGACUCCAACCUCUCAGAAUUUGACCUUGUUUCUGAAAUGCAGGUUAAGCGUGUCAUCAAGUCACUUCCUUCGAAAUCUUGUAGCUUGGAUCCCCUCCCAACUUGGCUAGUGAAGGCAUGCCUCGACGAACUCCUGCCUGUUAUAACUCUCAUCAUGAACCUUUCCUUAUCAUCUGGUGUUGUUCCUGAGUCUUAUAAAACAGCCUGUGUUUUGCCACUUUUGAAAAGACCCAGCCUGGAAACUAAUGAUUUCAAGAACUACAGACCUAUUGCUAAUUUGCCAUUUCUUAGAAAAGGGGCUGUUUCCACCAAAUCAGUCAGCUUAUCGCCAUUUUCAUUCUACUGA